Messenger RNA from Homarus americanus (American lobster), 7382 nucleotides. RefSeq names its product syntaxin-7-like. Gene Ontology annotation, biological process: vesicle fusion; vesicle-mediated transport; intracellular protein transport. The coding region runs from base 141 to 959 and encodes 272 amino acids. Gene Ontology annotation, cellular component: membrane; endomembrane system; synaptic vesicle. The transcript has 9 exons. Lineage: Eukaryota; Metazoa; Arthropoda; Malacostraca; Decapoda; Nephropidae. Gene Ontology annotation, molecular function: SNARE binding; SNAP receptor activity. The record is from RefSeq and is a predicted model, not a curated record.
CCUGGCAUUUGUGAUUAAACGAUAAUAUGAGUAUGAGAGACGAGAGCAUCAGCUGUGACACAUUACAGGAGGAGCUGCUGUAGUCACCUGACUCUGACAGCUGUACCGCUAAGCUGUAAUAUCUAAAAGGGUUGUGUAAUAUGGAUGGCAUGUCGUCGUACCAGAGCAGUGGCACCCGUAAUGGGGACCUCCAGAAAUAUUCACACAGCAUUGGUUCAAAUAUACAAAAAAUUUCUCAAAAUGUAAAGUCUAUGCAGCAGCUUGUGAACCAGCUGGGCACGGAUCAGGAUAAUCAACAACUACGAGCUCAGCUGCACCAGGUUCAACACUACACAGGAGGCUUGGCCAAGGACACCACUGUCGAACUACGGACAUUCCAGUCGUUAACAGUUCCACAAGGCCAGGAUGCUCGAACUUGGCACAUGCAGACGGAGCGGCUUACUCGGGAAUUCUCUCAGGCGCUCAAUGACUUCCAAAGUGCUCAGCGCCAGGCAGCAGCAAAAGAGAAGGAAGCGCUCAAGAAAGCCCGAGCUGAUUCUGACGCUCAUUUCUUUGAUGAUCCUAGCCAUGGAGCGGCCUUGUUGGACCUGGGAGAAUCGGGCAACAGAGGGCGGACACAGCAGUCACAAAUGCAGAUUCAGAUGGAACAAGAGCAAGAAAUACAGGCACUUCAGGAGAGAGAAACACAGAUACGUCAGUUAGAGUCUGACAUUAUGGACGUUAAUCAAAUCUUCAAAGAUUUAGCAACAAUGGUUCAUGAGCAAGGAGAGAUUGUUGACUCAAUUGAGGCUAAUGUUGAAGCUGCUCAGGUCCACGUCUCCCAAGCCUCUACGCAGCUCUCACAGGCUAGGCAGUAUCAGAACAAAGCUCGUAGAAAGAAGAUAUGCCUCUUUGGUAUUGGUAUAGUACUGUUGGCCAUAGUUAUUGGGCUUAUUGCUUGGUCUGCCUCUUCAAGUUAAGGAUAAGUCCAGACGGAAGGUAGUUCUGCUAACACUUGCCUGCCUUAUGAUUGCCUUGGUGAUUGGUCUCAUUGUAUGGGCUAGCAACUGAGGCCUAAUGAGCAUCUUAAAUUUCAUGCAUUUACCUGUACUGUAGGUAAUGGCAGUUGAAAGACAUUCUGUUCCUGUGCGUUGAGUAUUGGUCUGUCCUUCACGUUUUGGUAAAUUAUGAAAUUGUUUGUCGUCUUCUACACAUUGGCAAUACUGGAGAUGACCGAAGUGAUUUGUUUAUAAAAAAAAAAUUGUUGUAUAUAUUUUUUAAAGAUUUCAAUCAUGACUGAAAUUAAGAAAAGAUUACUACCGUAUAAUUAUAUUUGAUGUACUGUAAUGUAAUGUAGUCUAACCUUUGUGAUGAAUUAAUUGAUAUUAUUUAUUGAAAAUGAAAGGCAAUGAGAAAGAAAAAGAAUAUUUUCUUUAUUGUUUUCCUUGCCACUUCUUGGAAGAUGUCAUCUGGGUCUUUAAAGGAAUCCUAACACUAUAAUAAUUUCACUUUCACACAAUGAUACAGUAACUUUCUUCAUUUUUACCGAGAAAAUUAUUACUCAAUGAACUGGAUGAAAUAAUCUUACAAAAAUAUAAAUUAAAUUCAUAAAAAAUAUAAUAACAAUAUUUAAGAGAUCAAGUGUUAGUCCCCCCCCAAAAAAUAUUGUUUGAAUAUAUUUAGUUAUUACAUAGAGUGGUAACCUAGUGUAACACUCCCUCAACAGUGACAUAGUAAGGUGUCUGAGCACAAUUUUGAAAAUAAAUUUAUAAGUACAUGUGAGAAAAGUUUAUGGUUGUGUGUACAUAUAUGGUAAUGUUUGCAGGUACAGUUUAUUGUUAUAACCAGCUAAGCACUCUUCCCCUCCCGUGUACUGUAGUGUUUGAUUAUAUUAUUGACUCUUGCCUUCAGUAGCAGUUUGUAGUAAGUAGGGCAAACCCAUUUAAGUUAUCUGUGAGUAAGAGCAGAGCAGUCUAAUUCAUGCCAUACAAAUGGAAAGAUUACACUACCUUGAGCCUUUCACUCCUGGAGGGUUAAAUCAUUGUCCUUAAAGGUUUAAAUCAUCAUCAUCAAAGGUUUAAAUCAUCAUCAAGGGUUUAAACCAUAAUCUUCAAAGGGUUGAACCAUAAUCAUCAAAUGGUAAACCAUCAUCCUCAAAAGCUUGAAUCAUUCUUCAAAGGAUUAAACCAUAGCCUCAAAGGGUUAAACCAUCCUUAAAGGGUUCAAUCAUCAUCAUCAUCAUCAUCAUAGGGCUAAACCAUAGUCUUUUAAGAAUUGUAGUGUAAUUUUGUGGAAUGAAAAACAUUAAACAGUCUGCCAUUAAUCUACAUUUGUGAUGAUUAAUUUUAGGGCCCCAUGUUGGGGAUGGCAAUGACAAAUAUCUACAACUUUGACAACAGUGUAUGUAAAUGGUACAAGUAUUAUGACUUGUUGUACAGUCCAUCAAAAAAACUAUCCUCUCAGAAUUGUGUUAGACGGUAUGACAACGGAUCAACAAGAGUCGCAGUGUUCAUUCUGAAAUUUAUCGAUCCCCCCCCCCCAAGUACGGAUAGUUUUUUUAUUAACUUUACAUUAGUCUUGUUAAGCUUUUGAGAGACUGUGUUCAGGAUACUGGUUAACAUUUGAAAGAUAUUCUAUGAGCAAAUGAAACUAUGCUAAGGCCUUAAAAGAUUCAAUUCCACAGUGAUUGUGUAAGUUAGAUUAUGCUUUCAUAGAUACUGUGAGUGGGGGGGGCCCUGAUGUAUGUAGAAGUUUAUCUAUAAUAUGACUUGUUUGGGUGCAAAAUUAUGGUGUAAAAUAGUGUACAUGAUACAAGCUAUGACUAACCUUACUAUAGGAGUAUACAGUGGAACCUCUAUUUAACGGACUAUAUGGAGAUGAAAGUAUUAUAUCGAGGAUCCUUUAGAUAUGAAACACAUCGGGUACUGUAGAGACAUGAAGGAAGAGCACUAGUAAUAGCUAGACGAUGGAGAAUGUUUUGCUUCUCCACAGACACCAUUUAGGAAAGUGUUCACUCAUGUUAAGCAAACAAUAAAAGUUGAGUGUAAUUAAUCUAGAAAGUAUAUACUGUACUGUUCCUUAAGUAUUAUCUCUCUUUGCACCUAACACCGCUACCACCAGCUUAGGUUGAUCAGGAUGGAGGUGUACUUCAUGUUACCCAUAGUGUCCUUUGUCUUUUAAUUAUUAGUAGUGUUAUAUAUAUUUUUUAGGGGGGGAGGGGGUUGUAAUAUAGAAAUUCAUUUAGUUAAGGACCAAGGAAUUUUAAGUUGAUCUUUUCUCUGUGUCCAGUACAGGUACUGUACUUCUUUUGCUGGAUACUCACUCCCCUAGUGUACAGUACAGUACUGUACUCUCGUCUGUCACCAUUAUUGCUGGGAAUUGUCAGUUGUUACCAUUUUAUCCCCCUGGUGAGUCCACUGGGUACUGAAUGUCGCCCCCUCCUCCCCCCACCCUUUGUGCUUUAUAAAGGUAGCAUCUAAUGAUUCUUGAAGAUGCCCAUUUUUUCUUAAUUAGUCCCUUUAUUUAAAGCAAGCUAGGCACCCCUGAUGAUCUCUACAUCAAUCACUGUUACUGCUUGUAUUGUGUGCUAAAACAUACAAUACUGUAUCUCUGUUAGCCAGAACAGCUGGUGCAGAGCACUUUUGGGAAUGAGAGAUUUCCGGGUAACAAGACGACUUGACGCUGGAAAAAAAAUCCCUCGUCCCCGGAAUUUUCCGGGUAACGGAAAAAUUUUUCUCGGAAGUUCCAGAAAUUGCCCAUUACAUCGUCUCUCAAACCCGGACUAAUGCCCCUGAUUUUCAUCUCUCACACCCAGAAAAAAUCCACCAUCCCCAGAAUUUUCUGGGUAUUGGGAAAAUUUUCUUGGAUUUUUCCAGAAAAUUUGCCCCUCAGAAAAUCGUUCCCAAAGCCGGAAUUUUCCGGAAAAUUCUGGUUUCGGGAACGAUUUUCCGAGAAAAUUUCAAUUCCGGCUAUCGGAGAGUGCCGAGUUUGAGGGAGUCCAGCUAACGGAGAUGUUACUGUACUAUGUUUAGCUUGGAUACACUGAACAGUACAGUACUAUACUAUACCAAAAACCAAAUCUUUAUAACAUGGCCAAAAGCCAUAUUUGUUCUUAAGAAUUUAAGUAAUUAUGCCAAAGAAUUUAACUCGUAAGAAUAUUUUACGUAGAUCCACAAUGGACCAUCGUUCGAGACAAAUCUCUAUAAAACAACACAGGAGAAGGGAAACAGAAGAGCACCUUAGCUUUCUUCUUCAUUCAAGACAUCUUAAGAGGCAACUGAAUUUACAGGGACUGAGAGGCUCUUAUCAGCCCCUGUAAGUUCAUUUGCCUCUGAAGAUGUCUUGAAUAAAGUAAGAAUAUGUAUGGUAUUUAGGAGAGAUAUACCGUGUGCUGAAAUUAGUGUCCUCUCGCAUAAUUUGGCCGCAUUAAAAAAAAUCUUAUUUCAAAGGUUCAGGUGGGUGGUGGUGGUGUUUAACAUAACUUGUCCCAACUCGUUUAUAAAAUUGGAUAUCAGUUAAAUUGUAGGCUUUGAAAAGCCUAGUUUUGUGGUUGGGUUUCAGCUACAGUACUUUACAUUGCUAUUUCUUAAGUGGAAGAAUGUCUGAGCACAAUUCUGGGAAGAUUUCGACUCCUGAAUGAAUUUAAAACUAAAGUAUCUUUCUACCACCUCCCUAAUGCUAUUGGUUUUCAUAAAUCGUGAGUCACAUACCAGUGCCCAUGGCCCUAAUUAGAGGAUUUGAGUCCUGCAGGUCCAUACAUGUCUGAGAGCCAAGAUGGGUGACUUGAGUACCAUUGAUUUUCUCACGAGUUAACAUGAUAGCAGCUGGAGGCGACAUACUGUAGUGGCCUCGCGGUGAUCACAAGAUUGUGUCAAGGGUUGGAAGAAGUGAAGGAUUCAUUUCAGGUUUAACUCUUAACUCACUAGUUAUUACUGCAUCAAGGGAUACUUUUGUAGGCUCCAAAUUAAUACAAGCGAGUCGUUUUUACAGCCUUUGCUGCUUCACGCCAGUGUUAUCAAACCAUAAUAUGGCGUAUGAUGGUGGAUGCAAUUUGCUGAAAUCUCAGGUUUAUCACCUUGACAAUUGGGCAUUAAUUGGAAUUUUAGGAUUUGGUCUUUCGUGGGAAGUACUGUAUUGUACUUGUGAUAUCUAAAUAUUGUGUUAAUGAGUAUUCCCUUCACUAAUAAAGGCUCAGUUGAUCGUGAACAAAAUCUGAUUGUUGAAAAACUGAAUAUCAGUUCUGUAUACCAUUAUAUAUCUUAUAAUUUUGUUUCCAAUAUUAAGGCAAAACUAUAAGCUAUUGGAAACUAAUGUCCCAACUUUCCACUUUGAUAAAUUUUUUGAAGAGUGUUUUCAGGCUGGUUAUAAAGUUGAUUUCUUUUAGUUUGUGUUGCUCAGGCAAAUGUUCACUGUUUGAGGGACUUAUCAAGUGUAAAAUGUGUGAAUACAUUUUCAAUUGUUUAGCCACUGUGUUGUAGACCUUUAAUUUAUCACAUAGAAAUAUGAUGGUACAGUAAUAUGUCAUCGGUGUCCCAGUCAUUUUGAUGUAUUCAUACCAGUGGUGUGGCUGAUGGAUAUGAUUUUUAUGAUGUACUUUAUUUGUAUCGUCAAUAAUUCCACUGAAGUAUUUGAUGGUAAUUCUGUACUAGUAAUGAUAUUAGCUGCUAGUUGUUACAAGGAUUUUAUAUAUGACAAGUGAUUUUUUCCUUGGAAAUUGUGAUAGUUUGUUAAUACCCAUACUGUACCGUACUACUUAAUAUACCGAUGAAGUCCGUCUUAGAGAAGCCCAGUACGGUAUACAGCCAACUUUACGAGGUAGACUACGGUAGGUUCUGGGUGUGUGGUGUACUGUACCUGUGGCUGUUUUGUAAUCCAUAUAUUGGGUCUUGUAACUGCAGAAGUCUCAUGUGUAUAUCUUAAAUAAAUGUUAAUCUUCUCUAUCCAUUAUAGAAUUUUUCUCAUGGGCUUCUUCCUUGUUUAAUAAUUAUAUUUGUAAAAAUCAAAAUGACAUGUAACUUUAAUCAGAAUUUUGUAAAUAAUGUGAGCAAUAUUGUAUUACAGACAAAUUAGUCGAAGAAGAGAGUAAUAAGUCAUUUCUAUUUCGAAAUAUUAUUUUCUAUGUUUAGUUAAUGUCAAGGAUCACAUAAUUAGUUAUCUAAAAUUAUAGCUACAUUAUUGUACUUACACACACACACUUCUGUUGUGAUUUUGGUGUGUAACUUGAAUUACUAAACACACCACAUGCUGUAUUGUAGUCCCAUUGAGUCAUAUAUAUCUUUAAUAGUGGAAUAUUAAUAAAGCUUUAUCUAGGGCAUUGCAGGUGCUCAUUUAUAUGUUUGUCAUUACUACUUGUUCUUCAAUGAAGCAAACGACCAUUUAACAGCCCAAAGUUAGUAGACCAGUCAGGUAAUAGUGAAAUGAGCAGUUGUGAUGCAUUUAUCACUUCCAUACUCAUGUUAUAGAAGAGUGUUGUUCAUCAAAGCAUUUUCCCAGUUAUUAGUAAUUAAACUGAGUAUAAAGUAUGCACACAUUGUACAUACAGUAUAUUAUAAAUAUCUGAACUUUUCAAGAACUUCUGUUGAGUUAGUGCAAAAAGUAUAUACAGGUAUACAUAAUAUAUGUGUAUAUUUUGCACCUAAAUGUGUAUAGAUGACUAAAGAAAUACUCCAUUUCUUUUAAUGAAAAAUAUAUAUUCAGGGUGUAUUUAAAUUUUUUAUACAGUACAUUCCUACAUGUGAAAUAAAUACUGUACUCUCAUCACUCAUUGGCUUUAGUGGUCAGCAGUGAAUGUUCUUGCUGCCCCUCGGCAAUAUUCAUAUGUAUAGUUAACUACUAAAAGUCCAUUCGCCUCUCGUCCCGAACCACGAAAACCAAAAUUCGGACUCAUGAACCUGAAGCAGUUGACUGAUACAUAAUUCUAUCCAUAAAUGCUGCGGGGUUUGUGGUUCAGCAAGAGAGGCAAAUGGUCUUAAGUAGUUGACUGUAAGUAAGUAGGCCAUAUGUAUGGUCAUGAUUAUCAACUUAUAGCAUGAAAUUUUGAAUUGAACAUUUUUAUCAAAGUGAAACUGGUAACUGAGCAUUAUGGAUUGGGUACAUUUAAGACUGCAUGUUCUUCACACCACUAUGGUCAUAUGUUAGCUAAGUGUUGUAACUGUGGAGCAUUGUUAUUCUAUGAACACAAUAUAACGGGAAGUGCAGUUAAACUCAUCAACUGUAAAGUAGCAUUCCUUAUGCUGUAAAACCUGUAAUAUAUAUUAAUUAGAGCAUAUGUUUCCUGUACAUAUUAUAGUAUUUUAUGUUUCCUCUGAGUAUCACUGUUGGCUAAGUUCAUUUGUAUUGCAUAUAAUAAAAGUUGGGUUGCCUCUUUAUGUAUCUGAGUAAAUAAAAUAUAUAUUAUAAUAAAA